Molecule: messenger RNA, 1147 nt
Organism: Aspergillus welwitschiae
Lineage: Eukaryota; Fungi; Ascomycota; Eurotiomycetes; Eurotiales; Aspergillaceae
Product: aromatic alcohol reductase
Exons: 3
Coding region: 147-1049 (300 amino acids)
Molecular function (GO): oxidoreductase activity
Source: RefSeq, a predicted model, not a curated record
ACAUAAUGUAUAUAAGUGCUGGGUGAACAGGACAACAAUCCAUUUAGAUCAGCAGAACGGUACAGGAAUUGAAGAACUUUCAGCGAGAUCUCUUCAAAACUACCAACCACUUAACCACCGAAACGCCUCGUAAUCAUCUCAUCAAGAUGACAUCCCCACUGAAGAACGUGGUAAUCGUCGGGGCCGCAGGAAACCUGGGCUCCCAUGUCCUCAAGGCCUUCCUUUCAUCUAACGCAUUCAACAUCACUGUCCUCUCCAGAGACUCAUCUACCAGCACCUUCCCCGACGGCCUCAAAGUCAUCAAAUCAGACUACAGCCAUGACUCACUCGUCUCUGCCUUCAAGGGCCAAGAUGCCGUAAUCAGCAUUGUAGGCAAUGGCGGCUUUUCCAACCAGCAGAAACUCAUCGACGCUGCCCUCGCCGCAGGAGUCAAACGGUUCAUCCCCAGCGAAUUCGGUAAUAACACCGCAGAUGAACGUGUCCGGGCGCUUGCCCCGCUUCUUGAUGGCAAGAAAGCCGUUGUCGAUUAUCUUAAAGAGAAACAAGAUCGGCUGAGUUGGACUGCACUCAUAACGGGGCCGUUCUUUGAUUGGGGUCUCCAAACCGGCUUCCUGGGCUUCAACCUCCAAUCGCACGAAGCAACCGUCUACGACAACGGCACCAUCCCGGCCUCAGUCAGCACCCUCGCUCAGAUCGGCCGUGCUCUAGUCGCUGUCUUGCAGAACCCAGAGGCUACUGGGAAUCAAUACGUCUACGUCGAGUCAUUCACUGUCACGCAAAAGCAGAUUCUCGGGGCUCUCGAAAAAGCCACCGGCAAGGAAUGGAAGGUCACUGACGUUGACUUUGAACCGCUUAUUCAAGAGAGUACUGAGCGGUUUAAGGGUGGUGAUUUCUCGGCCGUGCUGGCUCUGCUCUUAGCGGCUGCGUUGGCGAGGUUUCCGGACGGGCCGUAUGGAAGUUGGGAGCAGGUGUCUGGCGGGUCGUGGAAUAAGAGAUUGGGGAUUGAGCAUGAGGAUUUGGAUGAGGUUGUGAGGUCGCUGGUUAAUUAGGAUGUCUUGAACGGCUUUCAGGGUAUAUUGUUGCAGGACACAUAUUUUGGAACGAGCAAUAAAUUAUUGAUAAAUGAAACAGACAUAUUAAGUAUGGU